AUGGCACCAAGCACGGGAAAGCGCUUGAAGGGCGUCUCUAUUUCAAGGCCUAUUGUGUACGGUAACGUUGCAAAGCCUUUUGGAGAGAAAAGGCCUCCAGAAGCAAAUGCUGAGCAUACGCAUACGUGGACUGUCUUUGUUAAAGACCCUCAAGGGAAGGACCUGUCGUAUUUUAUCAAGAAGGUGGUAUUUAAACUCCAUGAUACCUACCCAAACUCUACCAGGACUAUAGAGUCUCCUCCAUUUCAGGUGACAGAGACAGGCUGGGGUGAAUUUGAGAUUGGCAUAAAGAUUUAUUUUGUCCCUGAAAGCAAUGAGAAAAACGUUUCUCUUUAUCAUAACCUAAAACUGCAUCCUUACGGUUUCCCUCCGGGACAUGUACUCACAGAUAAAGAUAGAGAAGUGCAGAGCAUCUUAUACGAUGAGAUUGUGUUCAAUGAGCCAACAGAACGCAUGUUUGAAAUACUGACAAAGACACCAGGAUCACUUCUUCCUCCUGUGGGAAAUAAUAAAUACACGUUCAGUAAGAAAAUGGAGAACGACGAACUGGACCGGAUUAAACAGGCUAUGGACAAGGUCAUAGAAGAAAUUAAUGUUCAGAAAGACAGGCUCAAGGAGCUUGAAGCGGAAAGAGAGAAACUAGUAACGGUAAAUCAAUAA
Molecule: messenger RNA, 660 nt
Organism: Komagataella phaffii GS115
Lineage: Eukaryota; Fungi; Ascomycota; Pichiomycetes; Pichiales; Pichiaceae
Product: Subunit of both the NuA4 histone H4 acetyltransferase complex and the SWR1 complex
Exons: 1
Coding region: 1-660 (219 amino acids)
Biological process (GO): regulation of DNA-templated transcription
Source: RefSeq, a predicted model, not a curated record